AUGACGGUCGCCGAAUCGCCGAUGAGCUUCUUGGAUAUCAUCAAUGAGACUGACAGCACAACUGGCCAGCUGCCCCGAACAGUGCAGCUGCUGGACACGUCCAACGGAACGGACACUGCAGCAGCCUGCAAUGCCUCACUUGCCAGGCUUAUCGACACUGCUCAAGCUCAAGGUCUCUUUCCCAAGACGCUCGGUCGGAAGCCCAAGGGCGAGGAUUUUCGGAUUAUGGGCGCCAUGAACUACCAAGGCAAGAAUGGUCUGAUCCAGAUGCAGCGUUCUGCCGCUCCCUUGUUCGGGAUCGCAAACCGUGGCUCACACAUGACGAUGUAUGUCAAGUCGAAGGAGACGGGGGAGAUCAAGAUUUGGGUCCCUCGUCGGAGCCGUCAUCUGGCAACCUAUCCCGGCAAGCUCGAUAACACCGUCGCGGGAGGCACGAAAGCUGAGGAGUCCCCGCUCGAAUGCAUUGUCCACGAGUCCGACGAGGAGGCAUCUCUACCCGAGGACUUCGUGAGCAAGCAUGUUAAGGCCGUGGGUGCGGUGACAUACGUCACCCAAACCGGCAGUGGAGGAGGAAAGGACCAGCAGGCUGCUGUUGGUGGAUACGACACGGGACUUUGCGUUUCAGACGUGAUAUACGUCUAUGAUCUCGAGGUGCCGGCAGACCAGGCAGAGACGAUGGUGCCAAAACCGAGGGACGACGAGGUCGAGUCUUUCUCUCUGUGGGAUGUGGAAACCGUUAAGAGGGCAAUGUCGAACGGGGAGUUCAAAGCUAAUACGGCAAUGGUGAUGGUCGAUUUCUUCAUAAGGCAUGGCAUUAUCACGGACGACAAUGAGGCGGAUUACAUGGAGAUAGAAAAGUUUCACCAAAGCAAUGACAUGAUAUUGGGUAGCACCCGCCUCCACACUGUCGGCGUCUGCAGCACAGGCCGCAUAUCGGAAACUGUAUUGGCCCACCACGAAAGCGACCAAAAUGGAGCGGACGGACGAAAACCAUGGUGGAGGAUUCAAUGGUUUGCGGAUGAGGACACUCACGACGAGAGGAAGCUAAUCGCCAAGCUUGACCUCCUGAUCGUUCCUUACGCAUUCCUCGCCUACUGGACCAAGUACAUCGACCAAGCAAACCUGAAUAAUGCGUACGUCUCCGGGAUGAAAGAUGACCUCGGGUUCAAGGGCAACGAGCUGGUCCAGUUGCAGACCAUGUACGUGGUUGGCGCUGUCGUGGGCCAGAUUCCGUUCAUGUUCCUGUUCACCGUGUUCCCGAUGAACUGGAUCAUUCCGUGCCUUGAUGUCUGCUGGGGCAUAUUCACAUUGCUGCAAUUCCGUGCCAAUAGCUUUGCUGAGAUGGCGGCAUAUCGUUUCCUAGUCGGCUGGUUCGAAGCAGCUUUCUUUCCUGCCAUGCAUUAUAUCUUUGGUGCUUGGUAUAGAGGGGACGAGAUCGCUCGACGGGGCGGCGUGUUCUACGUUGGGCUCACGCUUGGGACACUGACCGCUGGCCUGAUUCAAGCUGGCGCCUCAUCCUCACUGCACGAUGUCAACGGCCUCGCUGGCUGGCGUUGGAUGUACAUAAUCUGUGCCAUAAUCACCAUUCCUAUCGGCAUUCUAGGAUACUUCAUCUUGCCCGGGACGCCAGAUAUGCCGAACAGGAUCUUCCUCAAGCAGACUGAUAUCGACUUGGCAACACAGAGGCUGAAGAGAGCCGGACACGCGACCACGGGUAAAUUCCAGUGGCGCGUGAUCAGACAGCUCGCUACGAAGUGGCAGUUCUGGGCUCUCGUGUGGCUCGACAUAUUCUUCUGGAACGGCAGCAUAAACACGUCGACCGGCGGGUUCCUUCUGUGGAUCAAAAGCCUGAACCGCUACUCGACGCCGAAGGUCAAUGAGCUCGGCACCAUCUCGCCGGCGCUGGGAAUAUUCUACACCCUGUUUAUAUGUUUCGCAUCGGACCUUUUCCUCGGCCCUGCCUGGGCCAUCACUGUAGCGCACACCUGGAACAUCAUCGGCCUUAUUAUCCUGGUAAUCUGGAAUGUUCCGGAGCCGGGCCUCUGGUUCGCGUUUGCCACCACGUACUCUGCCGUGGCCAUGUCCAGCGUUCUGUACGGCUGGGUUAAUCACCAGCUACGGGGCUCGCCGGCCCAGCGUGCUUUCACGCUGGUGCUUAUCAAUGCUGUCUCCCAGUCCACCACGGCGUGGACUCCCCUGCUUGUCUUCCCGACCGUGGAAGCACCCAGAUUUACCAAAGGCUACUCCUUCGUCUUGGCGAAUGCCAUCUGCCUGAUCGUGCUGGCACAUUUUAUACGCAUUUUUCUCAAGCGGCAAGAAUCGGAUCCAGACACUGCUGAGGCUGGGGCUUCAGACACCGAGGGCGUGGUUGCGGUCCCCAGCACGGAUGUGGCUAAGACCGAUUCCGUCUGA
This is a messenger RNA of Diaporthe amygdali, 2412 nucleotides long. Its product is annotated as MFS transporter Seo1. The record is from RefSeq and is a predicted model, not a curated record. Gene Ontology annotation, cellular component: membrane. Gene Ontology annotation, biological process: transmembrane transport. The transcript is spliced from 9 exons. Gene Ontology annotation, molecular function: transmembrane transporter activity. NCBI's taxonomy places the organism in Eukaryota, Fungi, Ascomycota, Sordariomycetes, Diaporthales, Diaporthaceae. Bases 1 to 2412 code for a protein of 803 amino acids.